GGCCAGCUACGAGAGAAAAAAAAACCGAAAUCAGCAUCAUUCAUAGACACAGUGUACACCAACAGGAAGCAACCAGGCUAACUGAUAUGCAUGACAGGAGGAAGUGUUGGUGUAGCUAUAUGACAGUAUCAGAGCAGCUCACCCCAUCUUCCUGAGGCUCCACAUAGAGCUCAUCACCGAUCCUGGACAGAGAAUGGAUGGCUUUGGCCAGUACUGCAAGAUGUCUCAGUCACAUAAUCCAAAAGACACUCAGGCCUUGCUGCAGUCCAUGCUGCAGAGACUGAAGCUCCAGCCAGGAAAAGAAAGCCAGGCAUACCUGCACACACCUGUACCCACCACGACUGCUUCCACAUGGAGGCAAGAUGGAGAAAGAGCUGCCACCAACAUCCAGAAAGUAAACAGCAGUCCUGUAAAUGGCUUUGAGUUUGGCAGUAACGGUAUCCCCUCAAAAGAGUUUGGGACCUCUGCUGCGGACAGUAACUUUGGCCUCAAAGGUGGGAAAAUACAGCAACCAGGUGGCUGUGAAGUGGAUAGGAAUCUUUUUUCCUUCCCCUCCCAGAAAGACAACAUUGAUGGUGACACGGGGGAAGACAGGGUGUUGGGACAGGCCACACUGCCUGGGAUCACCCCAAGAGGAAGAGGGCAGCUGUUUCCUGCUGAAUCACUUAAGGAUGCUGAUAUCACUUCCUUUGAGAGGACUGAUAGGGUGAGUUUGGGCAGUUCUGCAGAGACAAAACACAUCCUGAGCAAUAAAGAUGCUGUCACAAGCAUGGGACAGAAUCCGGACCUACAAGUCUGCAAGUGGUCCUUGAAGCCCGCUAAUGUUGACACAGGAAGUAAAUGCAAUGAAGUGUUGCACAUGAAAAAUAGAGAAUUUGGAGCUUCAGCACAAAGUAAAGACAUGCAGAUUAUCCCAACUAGCAGCAGCUCUAGAAGAAAGCCGCGACCAUCUGAGAAUAAAACAAAGAGAUGGACUCAGAAAAUCAAGGAGAGAUGGAAGGACAGGCCUGGGAGUUUUGGCAAAAAGGCAAAAGUAGAAGGAGGGAGAGUAAUGGUUAAUGACAGUGAGCAAGGGGCUGAAAUUUCCACUCAAAAACAGUUAUUGACUGCAGGACAUCUCAUCAACACACCAAAUAAAGAGGAAGAAGGGAUCCUCCCUUCAGUCCACAGCAGUGAUCGCAGUAUUGCCCCUCCUACACACACAGAAGACGCCACUAAUGAAGGAAAGAUGAGAUUGAGCAGUGACUUUGAAUUUGGCCUGGGCUCGUUUAGCUUGCUGGAGGAGAUUGUCACUGGUCAACAGUGGGCCAAGUUCAUAAACCCCAACCAAUCAGCCUACUCAGCCAAUCAGAGACCAUCAGAGCUCCAAAUCCCACCAAAUCCUCAUGAUAGUGGUCAAUCAUAUCUAAAUUUGAACCAACAAGGAGGUGUGAACAACCAGUGGAGCUUAAGGGAAACUGAGGCAUCACCAGAUUUAGAUUUGAGUAUGGCACAAAUAUCUCCUGAUGCCUUUCAAGCUGUCAGCAUGGACGUUUCUGAAGGAAAACAAGCUGCAGUACGGGAUGUUCACAGUGAGGCCGAUCAGUCAGAACCAAUGGAGCAUGGACACACCUGUAGACCUCCUUUAUUUGUAAAGCAGCCUGAAAAUAUUCUAGACAAAUUAGCGCUAAAUAGCAGAGUCCACCUCAACAGGAAGAGACAGCAUCAGUCAGCUGAGAGGAGAGACGAGAGGCUACAAACUGAGAAAAUAAGUAAUGGAAAAGAGGCAUACAGAGAGGGGUCCAUAUCUUCACUGAGCCUAACAAGCAACCACGCGAUGGAGGAGACAGGAGAGUCACAACAUGAUAACAUCAAGCCUUUAUACACCCGGAACUCUAAUCCUCCACCUCUCUCUCCAUCUACUCUUUUUGCUCCUGCACCCCGGGGUGUCCUCAAACAUUCCAUAUCCCAGGAAUCACAGUCCUCAAUGGGAACAGUGACAAAAAGGAGGCGAGUCGAGGUGAACCGGCGGGUUCGUUUUUCCGAGGAGGUGGUGGCCAUAACGCCUCCAGAGCUGGACCCGGAUGCCACAGACUCAGAGGAGGAUUCAGGUGCAGAGGAGGACUCUGUUAUAGAGCAGGAGUGUGAGCAGGAGGAGGAAGAAGAGGAGCAGGCAGGGACAAAGAGGGUGGAAGCACCAACACGCCGGCCUGCUCUCCCUGCCUGGAUACUGGCUCUGAAGAAGUGGAACACAGGGAAGAAGGACAGACAGGGACUGUAAAACUGCAUUACGCAUAAAGGCUCACAGACAUUCUUUAAAAUGAUUUAUUGUGUUCUUUUCUGGACACCUAAAGCACCACUGUGUCUUAUUGCUCCUCUUGCCUUUCUACACCACCACUAUUCAAAAUUAUAAUUCAGCAAGUGCUGAGAGUAUUUCAAGCCUUUGCAGCUAGAGCCAUUGUUUGACCCUCAACUGUUUGUUUUCUGUCCAUGCUCUCUGCUCUGUCUGUUUCCAGACUGGAUUAUACUCUCCCAGUGUGGCAUCAGCUGCAUAUAACUGUUUAGUCGAUUUGGUUGCUGGUGUAAAUAUUCUUCAAGCAGCUUUUAUCAGAAAUGUUGUGUUGUCCUCCUUUUCCUCAUACUUAAAUAUCACACUGACCAGCAGCAUACUGGCUAAUGGCUCCCUGUCCAGCCAUCCUGGGAAAUUAACCCCAAAGGAGGAAUGAGUGUUGGCUGAAGCAGUGGCUGCAGACUGUCGGCUGUUCUCGGUUCAGGUCUUGAAAUGUUAAAAGCCCUAUUUUAAAACCAUUUUCUCGCGGAGUUGGAGAGAAACUAUUAGCACAGUUUGAUGGAGUUGUACAGUUUAGUGUGUCGUGAUACUUUCAUUGACAUGAUAGAUAUAGUAUGAAGUAGAAAAGAAGUAUCAAAUCAAUUCCUCAAUUGGUAUCACUUUAAGGAUACAGGUAUUGUUACUGCAUCAAACAUUUUUAAACGAUACCCAGCCCUAGUUAACACACAUUUUGUCCGCAUUUUCAUCCACUCAAAAUGAAAAACUAGAUAACAAAUUUCUUUCUCUGGCUUACUCAUCCCAUUUAUUAAUUCUUCUAAAUAGGGAUCAUCUAUGUCAUGUCAUUAUCUCUUAUUAUGUUAUCAUGUCAUCAUCUAUUUUCAUGAUUUAUUUUGCCUUCAAAUACUGUUAUAUUUGUUCCUUCUGUGCAUAGACAAGCUGUAGCUUUGCUUCAAGCAGUGACCAGACACAACAUUCUGAGAUGUGUACUUUAUGGUGCUGUGUAUCAUAUUCUGUCAUUUCCAUUACAUGCAUUAUAUUGAUAUAAUUAGAAAAUCUAACUAACUGCUGUCAAUUCCUCUGCGGUCUCCAUUCACAUUUAUCUUCUCUCAUAAAUCAAUGUCAGAGCCAUUAGGAGGCUCUUUAGCUGAUCUAUUAGUGCCCUGGAGUUUGUGUAUGACAGGAAAUACAGAGAAUUACGUAAAUGUCUGAGAUGACAAUGCAUGAGUAAACCAGAGAAAUAAACAGAUA
Messenger RNA from Etheostoma spectabile (orangethroat darter), 3517 nucleotides. RefSeq lists its product as uncharacterized. The record is from RefSeq and is a predicted model, not a curated record. The transcript has 7 exons. Bases 194 to 2260 code for a protein of 688 amino acids. NCBI's taxonomy places the organism in Eukaryota, Metazoa, Chordata, Actinopteri, Perciformes, Percidae.